UUGAAACUUCAACAGAACAAGUCUCGUCUUUCGUCUACUUGAAACGACUCCUUCUUCGUGCGUUGUCUGUCCACUUUCCGAUUUAUUUUUGUCGGCUGCCCCAAUUGUUUUUUCUUUUUCAAACCUAAAACCCAUCCGUCGGCAAAGUUGUUGUUAGCAGUUCACCACCGCCGCAUCCCAGCAUGAAUUCCAGGUUAAGCCUGAUGUUAUUGGCCGUGAUGUGCCUGUCGGUUCAAGCCCAGUACCCUCGACCGCCGCCGCCACCGUAUGGCCGACCGGAUCACCACCGCUACGGGCCGCCGCCGCCACCGCCUCCAUACGCUCACCAUCCGUACCACCACGGCGAGAAUCCAUUAGAAGCGCCAGAGCAAGAAACUUAUCAAGCGGAAUGCGCCCUGGUGGUUCCCGGAUUACCGGGCAAAUCUGCGGCUAUCGAUCGCUAUGCAAAUUUGAAAUACGUGGCCGACGAAACUUGCAUCACGUACGAGGCCGUCGAUGCGGCCUUCAGCGCGGCCAAGAGCAAACUGCGUCUGCCCAGCACCAAGAGCAAGACGCUGACCGAGCGCGAUAUCGACCAGCUGGGCAAAGUCAUCGUCGAAACCACCCGCAUCUUGGCCAAUCAAUACGGCCUGCCAGCUGACGUGAUUUCCAACGGUCUUCCUUUGAUCGAUACAAGCAAGACAGCCAUCGAUCAGUUCUGUCCGUCUUUUCUCAAGAAAGAAGAGUCCAAAUGUACGGCGCAGCGCUACCGGCAAUACAACGGAUUGUGCAACAACCUGGAGCAUCCCUACUGGGGCGCCGCUUUGACCGCCUUCCGACGCAUGAUUCCCGCAGACUACGCCGACGGCAUCAGCUUACCGCGAGUCUCGGCCAAAGGCAAGGACCUGCCGACGACUCGUCACAUUUCGGCCGUCCACCACCACGACAUGGGCUACCACGAUCACGCAGUCACCGUUUUCCUCAUCUCAUGGGGUCAGGCCAUCGAUCACGACAUGACAUUCACGGCCGACACUAAAGAUCCCGUGACGGACACGGACCCGCUCUGCUGCGACGUCCCCGAGAGCAAACGCAACGAAGAAUGCUACCCGGUAGAGAUCCCGUCCGGCGACCCCUUCUACGCCCUCUUCCGUCGCCGCUGCAUGGAGUUUGUCCGCUCGGCUUCCUCUCUCAAAGGCGAAUGCAAAUUAGGUCCGCGGUCGCACUUGAAUUUGAUUUCCAGCGUUUUGGACGCCAAUUGGAUCUACGGGACGGACAAAGAGACGGCCGACAAUUUGAGGACGUUCAAGGGCGGCCUACUCAAGAGCACGCCCAUGUUCCGCCAACACGGACUCAAGGACUUGCUGCCACUAAAACUCGACAAUCCAGACGAUGGAUGCAUCCGAGCCACUCCAGACACCUAUUGCUUCAUGGCUGGCGAUCCUCGUGUCAACGAGCAAUUGGUCCUCUCCGUCACGCACACGCUCCUCAUGCGAGAGCACAACCGCAUCGCUGAAGAGCUAUCGGCCAUCAAUCCACACUGGGAGGACGAAAUCAUCUAUCAAGAAACGCGUCACAUCAUGGCCGCCCUCAUCCAGCAAAUCACCUACAACGAAUUUCUGCCCAUGGUCCUCGGCAAGGAUUUGAUGGAGUCCAACAAAUUGAUCCUGGAGCGCGACGGCUACUGGAACGGCUACGACGACAAGGUCGAUCCUUCGCUGCCGGCCUCUUUCGGAGCGGCGGCUUUCCGCUUCGGCCACUCGCUCCUGCCGUCGGCCGUCGAGCGCUGGAGCACCACCCACAAGUACAUCGGCGCCCAGCGACUCAGCCAAAUGUUGCGCCAGCCCUACGACCUCUACAAGGGCGGCUACUGCGACCAGUACAUCAGCGGAUUGAUGAAUCAAGUCUCGCAGGCCAUGGACGGAUCCAUGUCGCAGGAAGUGACCAACCACUUGUUCCAGGACUCGGGCAAGAACUGGGGACUCGAUCUGGCCGCACUCAACAUGCAACGCGGCAGAGAUCACGGCAUCCCGUCCUACAACGCCUUCAGAGAACGCUGCGGGUUGAAGAAGGCCGACAGCUGGAGGGACUUGGCCGACGCCUUCACCAACGACACGCUGAAACAUUUCACUUCCAUUUACGACUCGCCCGAUGAUAUCGACUUGUGGACGGCCGGAGUGUCGGAGCGGCCCCUGACUGGCAGCAUGGUCGGACCCGUUUUCGGAUGCAUCAUCGGCGAAUCCUUUCGAGAUUUGAGGGCCGGCGAUCGAUUCUGGCACGAGAACCCUAACCAGCCCAGCUCGUUCACUCUCGAACAAUUGCAAGAGAUCCGCAAAGUGCGACUGGCCCGGAUCGUUUGCGACAACAGCGACGACAUUGAAUCGGCCCAAGUUUACGUCAUGGUCUUGCCCGACCCAGAAAUCAAUCCGCGAGUGUCGUGCAAGAGUUCCGUCCUGCCCCGGAUGGAUCUCACCAAGUGGAAGGACAAGGAGACGGCCAAAUAUCCAGCAGCGAUUCCUGCUCCUCCAUCGGCUUCAUCCCCUUACGCUGGACGUCCACCACACCACCGCCCGGAUUACAACAGGAGGCCGCCACCUCCUCCGCCAGGUCACCACUUGGGAUACCGUCCAUACGAAUCCAAUCCCUAAAUGAAAAAUAAGUAAAAGAUAAUUAUUUCUAUUUUCAAAAGAAAAGAAAACAUAGCAAAAAAAAAAAAAUACGAUACAGAUUUUAUUUGAAUGCAAACAGAAAUUUGAAUGCAAAUUUUAUAAUAUAAUGACAAAUCGACUUUCUCUCUAUCCCUUUAUAAGAUAAAUGAUAUUAUUUUACAGGCGCCUCCUUAUAAAUGCAUUCGCCCAUGUGUGUAUCAAAAAUCAAAGAAUAUGUUUUUAUCACACGCAACAAUGGCAAGAAGAGAAAGAAAUCUAAAAAGAAAUAUUAUUUAUUGAUGAUGUGAAAAGUAUUGCAAUUCCAGUUUGUCUCCCCUCCCAAAGAUUUCGAGUGCGCAUGUUUUCCUUCCCGUUUCAUUGGACCAGCAAAAUAAAAACUUUGAUUUCACAAAAAAUAUUUAGUUUUCCAAGAUCCUUUCUAUAUAUCCACAGCUCUAUCCCCCUCUUUCCCGCACAUUUACGUAUAUUAUUCCGACUCCCUUUUUAUCCGGCUGUCGCCCAUUUUGUGUAUCCAGAAGGAAAAAGAGAAAUACAACAAAUAUUGAAAAACUU
This is a messenger RNA of Daphnia pulicaria, 3197 nucleotides long. RefSeq names its product peroxidase-like. Gene Ontology annotation, molecular function: heme binding; peroxidase activity. The record is from RefSeq and is a predicted model, not a curated record. Bases 183 to 2624 code for a protein of 813 amino acids. NCBI's taxonomy places the organism in Eukaryota, Metazoa, Arthropoda, Branchiopoda, Diplostraca, Daphniidae. Gene Ontology annotation, biological process: response to oxidative stress. The transcript is spliced from 13 exons.